CUAAUACACAGUAACGUGGCAACAAGCGAGACAAGGGCCAUCAUCUUCCACGCCGCAUCCCACCUUUCGCUACCCAUUGCCGUUGUCUCCGGCGCGAUGGACACAUGAACCCCCCAUCACCAUAUCUGGAUUUUUUUGCCCCGAAUUAGCAUUUCCACAACAGCCCGCCCAUGAAGAUGCGGCUCGCGUGGUACGCAGGGGCCUCUACGGCUCUCGCGGCCGCCGUGGUCGCGUCUGCCUUUUACCAGCGUGCCAACUUCUACUCGGCCAUGGUGCAUCUCGCCCAGAGCAGCUUAUCCCUGAUGGUUCUGGUUAACCUCAUAUUCGUUGUCUACGGAUCCUUCAUGUACGGCCUCCAGCGACUCUGCUUUGGUCCCCUCCGACCCGCCGAAAUCGAACAGCUCUACGAGAAGGGUUGGUUCGCCGUCACCGAGACAUGCCUGGCCAUGACAAUCUUCCGCGACGAGGUGGGCGCCUUCUUCCUCGUCAUGUUUACGGCUCUCGUCACUGGCAAGGUUUGGGGUUGGAUUGGAGAUGGCCGUGUCGAAAUCCUCGAGCAACAACCGCCCGCGAACCCGCUCCUCUUCCACGCCCGCCUCAGCCUCUCGCUAUUUGUCAGCGUCGCCUACGACAUCUGGCUGCUCACCUACGCCGUUGACGCCGUGGUGCAGGAAGCUCGUCCCACUAUGAUGGUCAUGUUCCUGUUCGAGUUUGCCGUCCUGACCGUCACCUCCCUACACACGGUCGCCCGGUACGUCAUGUCGCUGGCAGAGCAGCGCGUUAUCAAGACCCAGACGCGCCAGCGCUUGGAGGAUAGGCGCCGCCAGAUCAGGGAGCAGCGUGCCGAGAUCCUGAGACGGAGAGAAGCCGAGGGGGCAACAGACGAAAACGAGGAGCUGCCGGAUGAGAACGAUGUUGAUGAGAUGGACAUCGAGGUACCUGGCUGGGAAGCAAAGGGACAGUGGGUCUUAUCGCUGGACUUGGUUGCAGACUUCAUCAAAUUCGGGAUAUACACGGCCUUCUUCUGCGUUCUUAUGAGCUUUUACGGCCUCCCCAUCCACAUCAUGAGAGAUUGGUUCAUGACGACGAGGUCCUUCCUCAAGAGACUCAAUGCCCUCUUCCGCUACCGCCAAGCCUUGAAGCACAUGGAGCAGUACCCCGACGCUACCGCUGAAGAGCUCGGCCGAGAGGAUACCUGCAUCAUUUGCAGAGAGGAAAUGCGCCCUUGGGAUCCCGCCGAUACCUCUCAUGUCGAGCGGAGCCGUGCGAAGAAACUCCCUUGUGGGCAUAUCUUGCACUUCGGCUGCCUCAAGAGCUGGUUGGAGCGGCAACAGGUGUGUCCGACGUGCCGGCGCCCGGUUGCCAGGGACGGACAGCAGCCGGCCGCUGGCGGCCCUGGGGUUCUUGGAAUCUUCCCUGCGGGCCAAAACCGCCAGCUUCAGCCGCCGGCGAACGGCCAGGCAGCCCCCGGUGGUGGCGGCCAACCUGCACAAGGAGGGCAAGGAGGGGGAGCGAAUAAUAAUGCGAAUCCGAACGUUAGGAUGUUCAAUCUCGGCCCUAUUAGGUUAGGCUUCGCUCAGGGCGGAGCCGACGAGAUCCGGGAAAUGGCACAACGGAUGCGGGUGCCCCCAGACGCCGUGAACCGGCCUGUGCCGACACCUACCGUCCCAGCACCGCAAGAACACGACAUGGGCUCGAACCCGGGUCUCGAUCAGCUUCGCGGGCAACUUUUGGCGCUAGGCCAACAAGUCCGGCAAGAGAUCAUCAAUACGCAUAAUGCAGCGCAUGAGGUACAGGUUUUGAGCCUUCUAAUGAACGAAAUCACCCGCCUCCGUCAAUUACAACAGCAGCCGCAAGACCAACAAGCAACACACCCAACCGCCCCAGGUACCCUCCUCGGUGGACAGGCACCUUUACAACAUCAACAACAUCAACAGCAGGGCUUAGUGAAUCCGUUUAUGCACCUGCCAAUGCAAGGGCCCCUUCAGGUCCCGAAUUCCCCGCACCUUGCGGCCGCUAGGCAACCGGCCUCCGUCACUAGACAUGUCGCUGCUGGGUACGGAGCGGCCAUCCCGGCGGGGAGUUCCGAAUUGCCAGACGGUGUUGUUAUCCCCCCGGGUUGGUCGUUGCUCCCCCUCCAGCGAAUGGAUGGUGAAGCACAGCCACCCGAGCCGUCACAUCCCCCCCCGGCAGCCGCACAAGACAUGCUGCGGUCUGUUUUUGCACACCAUCCUCGAUCCCGGGGUACCAGUCCCGCCCCCAGCAGUACCCUUUCUGCACAGCUUGGAAGGGCCGCCGCGCCAACAACAGGUAACAUUUCAGAAGCCUCUCGACGGCCGGGUUCACAGGGGGGCACAUUUCCAGACACAGGUGCCCGCAGGCAACCUCCGGUAGCGGCACCCAUUCCUCUAACACCAAACUGGGGGGGUUCCGCGCAGCUUUUUGGCGGCGACCGGGCACCUGGAUCCAUGUUUGGAUAUCAAGCCGAGCCACGCCAGGGCCCACAGGGCGAGCCUGUGGAAAGUAGCGGUGAUGGCUCGGUGGCGAACGCGUCCACGACAGUGAACGGGGUCGCUUCUGGGGAGAGGAGUGGUGAUCAACGGACAGAGGGGACCGAGGUGAACGGGAGUGCCGGCGAUAGACGGCCCAGGCCCGUGUCGGUAGAGGAGGCGGAUGAUGCCGAGGACGAGCGAUAGAUAUCUCCGCCCUUGGGUUAUGUCAGAACUUUGUGUGUUUUUUGAGUCUCUCGUAAAGCGAAGCACAGGACAACCGUGUACGGCGUUGGUUUAGGUUUGUAUUUUCUACAUGUAAUAUAUCCCAGGAACGAAGCUUGGUUGGGACGUUCGAGAUAUUCUGCGUAGAGGUGACAAUGGGAUGACUUGACCGAGAAGGCAACUUGAUGUCAUAUCCAAGGCGGGGAGAGCCACCUGCGUUCUUUCCAUUCAAAGGGUAGCCAAAGCGGUCGGCGCUGUGGUAGUCACGGCCAGGUCAGUAAAACACGGAAGGCAAACACGAUCUCCCCUGACCGGCGUGUCGCCGGCUCCUCGCAAUCCCAUCACAAACCUGCCUUACCCAUCCGAUUUGUUAAUGUAGAGACAGCAAUACCGUUGCCAGCUUCUUAACUAUCCAGUU
Molecule: messenger RNA, 3132 nt
Organism: Chaetomium fimeti
Lineage: Eukaryota; Fungi; Ascomycota; Sordariomycetes; Sordariales; Chaetomiaceae
Exons: 4
Coding region: 171-2696 (841 amino acids)
Source: RefSeq, a predicted model, not a curated record